AAAAUCGUUUCUUCAGGGCCCCUCAAAAACCUUCCUCCGCUCGUCGAUGAAUCGAUCGAUCCCUCAGAAGAUUUCUGUUGCUGCUGCUGAGGAUCCUCGAGAGAGUCGUCGCCGUCGCAGAGAAGUGGCGACUGAUCGACAGAGCGAUCUGGAGCUGGAGCUGGAGCGAGUGCGGGUUUGUUUCUUCUUUUGGCUGGGCUGAUGGAAGGAAGCGGCGCGGAGCUGCGGUAGAAUUUUGGGCGGUAAUUGUGAAGCGGGCGGUAAAUGAAUGGCGGGGCAUCGGAAGGCGUGCACUGUGAGCGACGAUGGGAUGGGGCCUCGUUCUUGAUUCUCUGCUUUUGGUGAAUUUUGGACGGCGAAGUCUGACGCUUUUUGUUCGGAUGGAUUCGACGGUGGAGUUGGGAAUGGGGCCUGAGGGAGUCGGUGGAUUUCUGGUGGUUUGAAGAAGCGUUUGCUCGAGUCGUCAAGGGAAGGGAAGGAUUGGGUCUGAGGACGGGACCGCAGAUUGGGUGUUCGGAGCGGGGCGAGGAGUUUGAGAGUUUGAGGCGCUGCGAUGAUGGAUUUGCAUUGCGGGAGUGAUGUUUCGCUUGAUCAGCUGAUGGGCUCGUUCAAUCACCGGAUUGCCGAGUUGCAGCAGCUGAUGCUCACUCGUGGCGUGCAGACGAGUAAUUACACGGCGGAUUUGGGGUCGCUGGACGUGACUGUCAGGGCGCUGGAGCAGCAGCUUCUGAAAAUUAAAGCUCACUUGAAGAACGACGCCGAAGCGCUGUCUCAGGCGCAGACUCUGAUUGAGUUGUCGUCCCAACAGCAGAAAAAGCUCCAGCAGAUUUACUCCAGGCUCCCUUCGCAUCUACCUGGAGUCGACCCCGUGAACAUGGAGGUCCCGUACACGAGUUUUCAUCCGCCUGCGCUUGAGAAUGGCAAUGGUUCCAUCCCUCCGAGUUCGACGGGCACUCCUGCGAACAAGGAGAAGAAGAAAGUGGGCCCUCCGCCCAAAUGGUACCUCACCUCGGAGGAAUUCGCUUCUCUCUCGAGCUACAUGAGGGGUCGACUCACCCUCGACAAAGUCAAUGGUGCAAUUGAUGAAAUGGCUGGAUUUGCUGAAGCGAACGCCAAACUUUUGCGAACCAAGAGGCAAAAAUUAGGUGAUGACAUUGUAGAGCGAGUUUUGGAACUUCGGGAGAUCGCUUUCAAUGAGGCGGUGAAAGGGAAGUACUUUUUUCUGGAGUCAGACAUGCGGGGACAGAUACUGAAGUUGGACAAUACGGGAAAGGCCAUUUUGACGAUUCUCCGUCACUUGGGUCGGCUUGGGGAGUUUCGAUUUGGACGCCAACGAGCAUUCACUCUAUCAAGGCCGUAACAUUUCUGUAGUAAAGGACCUUCUGACAAUUAGGAUACCCGCGAGUGUUUGAGAAGUGAUGCAAUAUCUCUGAAACAGUUAUAAUCAUGGAGCUAUGCUAUGCAGAGACUCCACAAGAUUUAUAUCACAAAAUGCUGAGCUUGAACCGGAACCUUAUGAAAGUAUAGAUAACGACGAGCCCGUGGACAUCUGAUUUUCAGGCAUCCGUCCGUAGGGCUGUCGCUCUUCGCUCUUAACUUCCAACAAUACCGCUCUAGCUUAGCCACCUUACGGCUUGCCCCAUCCAUUGGAUGAAUUGUUUAUGCCUCUGCUUCUUACCUGCAGUGGAUGUUGCACAUCAGAAUCACCAUCUUGUAAACUCUGAAACUCUGUAAUCUGAAAUUAUGACUCAAAUUUGAGAUGAGACUCACGCAUUUAAAUACUGUUCUGACAAAGAUGUAAAUUCUGCGCUCUGAUGGAAUGAAUUGAUGCUCUGAUCG
Molecule: messenger RNA, 1839 nt
Organism: Marchantia polymorpha subsp. ruderalis
Lineage: Eukaryota; Viridiplantae; Streptophyta; Marchantiopsida; Marchantiales; Marchantiaceae
Source: the annotation of a GenBank genome assembly